UGAGUGGCUCAGAGGAUCAUUUGUGGCUCAGACAUGCAACAAGUUCCAAGAAACUUCCUCUUUUUUAUGGGCAAUGAUAAUCACAUCUUCUCCUCGUUUUCAAAUACCACAGGGCCCCCGAUAGCGCUGAUUGUUUCUGUGGCUGGUGGAAACCUGUUGCUUCUGCUGGUGAUCUGCAUUGCAGUUGGUCUGGUCCUGCGGAGAAGACGACAGUUUAAACCGCCUGAUCAAGCUCAAAUGACUAUCGCAAACUCUCGUGAAGAGGCUGAAGACGAGGAGGACGAGGAGGAGAGAGAUUAUGAGAAUAUUGAACAAAUGGACAACACCCGAGGGACUAUAGCAACACAAGGAGCAGAGGAUGAUGCUCUUUCAAAUGAUUAUGAGCCUGUGGACUGUGACGAUGUUUGCCAGGAUGCCGUGGUGGAUUCUGGUACAGAAUAUAGCAAAAGAGAGGAACAUGAAGUUGAGGACGACACCAGCAGUGAUGAAAAUGAUUAUGUAAACUUAGCAGAGUCAUUUGCAGAACAAAGUUUAGAUAUUUAUGGAGGGGAGGAUGUUUAUCAAAACAUUUAGUUUUUGAUUAAUCUUAAUCUGAAUUGGGAUGCAACUCAAAUCUACAUCCUGACCCAGCCACUGUUUUUUGUGUUAAAAUGUUCUUUAUUCUUUAUAGCUUCUUCCAGCACCCAUUAGCACAGCUACAGUUCGUCUUCUCCUUAAACUUUCAAAUAUCCUUAUUUUCAAAUUACGUAUAUCAAUGUAGACCUGAAAUAAAUGUAACUUGUCGAGGAGAAUGAUGGCAUAGAAUACUAAUAAUGUUUGGAGUCUGAGGUCAUCUGCUGGAUGAAUUGAAAAAUGCAAUUAUUAGGUAUCCUUGUUCUUUCUGGAUGAAAAGUUAAGAAACAAGGCAGAAAGGAACGCAAUCUUGAACCAGAUGCACACCUGACCUUAUACCCAGGGGUGGAUUUUGUGUGAAACCAUGUCUUCGUAACUUGACCAAUAAAUUACUUUCCGACAUCAUACAAGUGUUAAUUAUUGAAAAAAGUG
This is a messenger RNA of Menidia menidia (Atlantic silverside), 1044 nucleotides long. NCBI's taxonomy places the organism in Eukaryota, Metazoa, Chordata, Actinopteri, Atheriniformes, Atherinopsidae. The record is from the annotation of a GenBank genome assembly.